GAGAGAGUAAGAGAAGAGGAAGAAAGGAAGAGUGUCCGCUGCGCCGAUAUACACCUACCUCCAGGAAGGCAGCAGGCGCGCAUACAUACACACAUACACGUACGCGCGCACUCACACACUUACUCGCUCACCCACGCACCACCGUCGUCGUUGCCUCCUCCUUCUUUCACGAUGGCCACGGAGACGCCGAGAGAGCGCGAGAUCGCCGCCGAGGACAGCAUCAAAGUGGUCUGCAGGUUUCGGCCGCUCAACGAUUCCGAGGAGAAGGCCGGUUCCAAGUUCAUCGUCAAGUUCCCAUCCGGCGGCGAGGACAACUGCAUCUCCAUCGGGGGGAAAGUGUAUCUGUUCGACAAAGUAUUCAAGCCGAACGCCACGCAAGACAAAGUGUACAAUGAGGCGGCCAAGUCCAUCGUCACGGAUGUCCUGGCGGGGUACAAUGGAACCAUCUUCGCGUACGGUCAAACGUCUUCAGGUAAAACGCACACGAUGGAGGGAGUCAUUGGCGACCCCAACAAGCAGGGUAUCAUUCCCAGAAUCGUCAAUGACAUUUUCAACCACAUUUACGGCAUGGAGGAGAACCUGGAGUUCCAUAUUAAAGUAUCGUACUUCGAGAUUUACAUGGACAAGAUCAGGGAUCUCCUCGAUGUAUCUAAGGUUAACUUAAGCGUGCACGAAGACAAGAACCGCGUGCCGUUUGUGAAGGGCGCGACCGAGCGGUUCGUUUCUAGUCCUGAGGAGGUGUUCGAGGUGAUAGAGGAGGGCAAGUCGAAUCGGCACAUCGCCGUGACCAAUAUGAACGAGCAUAGUUCACGUUCUCAUUCCGUGUUUCUUAUCAACGUCAAGCAGGAGAAUCUGGAGAAUCAAAAGAAGCUUUCCGGCAAAUUGUACCUCGUCGAUUUAGCCGGUUCAGAAAAGGUUUCUAAAACCGGUGCUGAAGGAACGGUGCUCGACGAAGCGAAGAACAUUAACAAGUCCUUGUCGGCGCUCGGUAAUGUAAUUUCAGCUCUGGCUGACGGCAAUAAGACUCACAUUCCUUACCGUGACUCCAAGUUGACGAGAAUACUGCAGGAAUCAUUGGGUGGCAACGCCAGGACUACGAUCAUCAUAUGUUGCUCACCGGCUAGCUUCAACGAAUCCGAGACGAAGUCAACAUUGGAUUUUGGUAAACGCGCCAAGACUAUCAAGAACGUCGUAUGCGUGAACGAGGAGUUGACGGCCGAAGAAUGGAAGCGCCGCUACGAGCGCGAGAAAGAGAAGGCGGCGAAAUGGAAAGCCAAGGUGGACAAAUUGGAGGCGGAGUUGUCGCGUUGGCGGCAGGGUGAGACCGUCAACCCCGACGAGCAGGUCAACCUGGUCGAAGCACCGGAUGUUACCACACCAAUCAACGUCUCUAUAGAAGGCAAAUUAGAUGACAGUCCGAUGCCGGCCACUCCUGGUGGCGGCCUCAUGGCCGGUUCUCUUUCGAACGAGGAGCGACAGAAGCUCGAGGAGGAACGCGAGCGGCUGUACCAACAAUUGGACGACAAGGACGAGGAGAUCAAUCAGCAGUCGCAGUAUGUCGAGAAACUGAAGGAGCAAAUGGAGGAACAGGAGGAACUUAUUGCCAGCGCGAGGCGGGAUUAUGAGCAGCUGCAGCAGGAAAUGAACCGAAUACAGCAGGAGAAUGAGAGCGCCAAGGAGGAGGUGAAAGAAGUGCUACAGGCGCUGGAGGAGCUCGCGGUCAAUUACGACCAAAAGUCGCAGGAGGUCGAGCUGAAGAACAAGGAACAAGAAACCAUGACGGAGGAGCUCCUGGCCAAACAAGUGGCUCUCAACAACACCGCGUCCGAGCUGCAGCAGUUGCGCGACAUGUCUGCCCACCAGAGGAAGCGCAUCGCGGAGAUGCUGGCCAACUUCUUGAAGGACCUGGGCGAGAUUGGCGUUGCGAUCGGCGGCGACGAGAACUUGAAGGUUGCGCCGGAGAGCAACGGCAAGCUCGAGGAGGAGUUCACGGUGGCACGACUAUUCAUCAGCAAGAUGAAGUCCGAGGUGAAGAACCUGGUUCAACGGUGUCAAGGAUUAGAAAGCUUUCAAGUAGACUGUAACAAGAAAGUUUCCGAGUACGAGAAGGACUUGGCCGAGUGCCGGCUGUUGAUCUCACAGCAUGAGGCGCGUAUGCAAACGCUGACGGAAUCGAUGAAGGAGGCCGAGGCGCGCAAGCGAACCUUGGAGGAGGACGUGGACGCGUUGCGCGAGGAAUGCGCCAAGCUGAAAGCCGCCGAGCAGGUGCAGGCGGUCACCAACAAGGAGAAGGCCGAGGAGAAGGAAGCCGCGACGAAGAUGCGAGUGGCCCUGGAGGAGCAGAUGGAUCAGCUGAGAGACGCGCAUCAGAAACAGGUUGCCGCCCUCCGAGACGAGCUAUCCGAGAAGCAGGAGCUCAUCAGCGAACUGAAGGACCUGAACCAGAAGUUCACUCUGGCACACCAGCAGAUGCAAGCCGAUUAUGAGCGCCUGAAGCAAGAGGAGGCUAACAAAUCAGUGAAACUGCAGGAACUUAUGCUGUUGAACGAGCGUCGAGAACAAGCAAGGAAGGAUCUCAAGGGAUUGGAGGACACGGUAGCCAAAGAACUUCAGACUCUGCACAAUCUACGCAAGCUAUUCGUUCAAGACUUACAGGCUAGAAUAAAAAAGACCAUCAACGCAGAAGACAACGAAGACGACGGCGGCUCGCUCGCACAGAAGCAGAAGAUAUCCUUCUUGGAGAACAAUCUGGACCAACUGACGAAGGUGCACAAGCAACUCGUCAGGGACAAUGCCGACCUACGCUGCGAGCUACCCAAGCUAGAGAAGAGACUGCGGGCUACGAUGGAGCGCGUCAAAGCCUUGGAGACAGCAUUGCGUGAUGCCAAAGAGGGAGCAAUGCGAGAUCGUAAGCGCUAUCAGUACGAGGUAGACCGAAUCAAGGAGGCUGUUAGACAAAAGAAUCUGGCGCGUCGCGGACCGAGCGCGCAGAUCGCAAAACCAAUUCGCGCUGGUCAGCAUCAUUUGAGCACCGUCAGCAUCCGAACCGGCAAUCGUGAUUCACUUAAUUAAAAAAUUAAAAACGCUUGCAUUGCGUCGUUGUGGGUUUGUUCGAUUUUGUACAAAGGAAGUCGCCGCAGGCGGCUUUAGAGUAAGUGAGCAGUUUUUGAUACGAUUAGGGAAACCAGGGAGGUACUUUUUCUCCCUUUUGCCCUUUUUAGAUUUUGUUGUUAUCUCAAAGAAUGAGAGAGAAAUCAAGACGUUCUUAUGCAAACAUCAUAGAUAUUUUAAUAAUGUAUCUAACUAUAUUGAUCAAAUUAGAAAAUAAUGUGAUUCGUAAGGUAAUUUAUAUUUUAUAUUUUAGAAAAACAAUCGAAAUGUACCAAGUGUUCCCUAUUCCGAGAUACUUGAUCCAGGAAUGGGGGAAACUUGAUUCAUGGGGGAUUGUGUCACCCCUGUGUUAUAAUUAGUGCAAUAAAAGAUAUUAAAUAAU
Messenger RNA from Dinoponera quadriceps, 3493 nucleotides. RefSeq names its product kinesin heavy chain (gene Khc). The transcript has 14 exons. Gene Ontology annotation, molecular function: microtubule binding; microtubule motor activity; ATP binding. The coding region runs from base 172 to 3072 and encodes 966 amino acids. Lineage: Eukaryota; Metazoa; Arthropoda; Insecta; Hymenoptera; Formicidae. Gene Ontology annotation, biological process: microtubule-based movement. The record is from RefSeq and is a predicted model, not a curated record.